AUGGCGUUGCCAACCGCGGUGGUAGCCGGCAUUGCCGCCGCCGUCGCCACGCUGCUGCUGGCCGCCGCAGCCGUGGCCGCCGCCUGGUGGUGGCGCCGGGCGCGUCGUAGCCGGACCUCCGACACCGGCUCGUCGGAGACGACUCCUCCUGCGCUAGUGGAGUGGGGCAGGUGCGGCCGGACCUUGUCGGCGCCGGAGUACCAGGGGGCGAGGCAAUUCUCGCUCGAGGAGCUCGCGCACGCCACCAAGAACUUCGGCGAGGCCAACCUCGUCGGCGCCGGCAGCUUCGGGCCGGUGUACAAGGGCCUGCUGCUCGACGGCACGGUCGUCGCCGUCAAGCGCCGCGUCGCCUCGCCGCGGCAGGACUUCGUCGACGAGGUCAAGAGGCUAUCAGAGAUCUGGCACAGAAACGUUGUCACUCUCAUCGGCUACUGUCAAGAAGGAGGUCUACAAAUGCUAGUGUUCGAGUACCUGCCCAAUGGCAGUGUCUGUGGCCAUCUGUACGAUACCGGCAAAGAGUCGAUGACGAGACUAGAGUUCAAGCAGAGGCUUUCGAUAGCAAUUGGAGCAGCUAAAGGUCUGAAUCAUCUGCACAGCCUUGUGCCUCCUUUGAUCCACAAGGGCUUCAAGACGAGCAAUGUUUUGGUCGAUGAGAACUUCAUCGCGAAGGUGGCCGACGCCGGAAUCGACAGGCUUCUCAGAGGCUUCGACGGCGGCGGCGCUCCGUCGUCUUGUAGCAGCAGCAUCUACCAAGACCCAGAGGUACAUUCCUUGUCGCAGCUUUCUGAAAGCAGCGACGUGUACAGCUUUGCAGUUUUUCUUUUGGAGCUUAUCACCGGCAAAGAAGCAGCAAGCCUGAUUUCUUCAGAACAAAGAGAACCUCUGGCUCAUUGGAUGGAGGCACAUUUCAGUUCGAACGAGCUGACGGAUCCAAGGCUGGGAGGCAGCUUCACGUCGGAGGGGAUGAAGGAGCUGGUCGGCCUGACGUCGCAGUGCCUGAGCACGUCGGCGAGACGGCGGCCGAGGAUGCGGCUGAUCGCGGCGGAGCUCGACCGGAUCCUGGAGAAGGAGAUGACCCUCACCACCGUCAUGGGCGACGGCACCGCCAUUGUCACGCUCGGGAGCCAGCUCUUCACGUCGUGAUCGAUCGAUCGAGGAUGAAUGCAAUUCAUGGAGAUGAAGCCAACGAGAGGUUCGCAUUUGAUCUACAUGCAUGCCUGAUAUUUGUAGCCAUGCAUGGCAAGAACAUGAACGACGUGUGCAAGUAAAAGUAAACUCUUGUGUUUGGAUGUGCAAUUUGCUCUGAGCACAAAGAUGUGAAGAUUAAUGUGCGGUUCCUUUCAUCAACAUACAUCCACAAAAUGCAAU
Oryza brachyantha (malo sina) is the source of this 1368-nucleotide messenger RNA. Its product is annotated as receptor-like protein kinase ANXUR2. Lineage: Eukaryota; Viridiplantae; Streptophyta; Magnoliopsida; Poales; Poaceae. The transcript has 7 exons. The record is from RefSeq and is a predicted model, not a curated record. The coding region runs from base 1 to 1143 and encodes 380 amino acids. Gene Ontology annotation, molecular function: protein kinase activity; ATP binding. Gene Ontology annotation, biological process: protein phosphorylation.